AAGCCAUUUGCGAGAACGAAUCAACGGAUGACCUCAACGAUCGAUCGAAAGAUAUGACCUCGGAUGCUCCGGGAGACAUCACAGAGAAGGCAUUGAUGCCAGCCGAUCAGUUGGAGAACGAGAGCGAGGAUGGAGUUGUAGAGGCAGUGCAUGACCAUCGGGAUGACGCGGGGGAUACGAUGGAGAGCAGUUCAGAUCGAUUUCGCCGGGUGUCUGCUGAGCAAGUGGCGAUGAACAUUAGUCCCAAGUCAUCGAAGCUGCGCACAGUAGAAGUUGCUCCUACCACUGCUCAAGCAUCGGUUGAGGACAAUGAUCACGAAUCAGACAAUGACAUCGUCACAUUCAUACCAUCCGAAGAGCAUCCUGACCCAGGAGGGCAAGAAGCUGCAGGGCGCGAUCCUGAGGUGGCAGGGGUGUUGGAUGAAGCGUCACCACAUCCAGAGCGAGCGGAUACAUAUUUCUCGGAAGAGACGGACUUGCUGUUAGCCAUGAUGCUGCAGGAGGAAGAGCUGGCGCUUCACCGAAGAGUGCGAUCUUUCAACAAACCCAUCUUCGCGGGGGUCCAUUCACACGAGGAACUCCCCGUGUAUACCAUACAAGAGGACCAGAUUGUAAAUUUUGAGGAAAAUCCAGAGUGCUUGAUCUGCUUGUGCGAGUACGAGGUCGGUCAAGAAGUGAAAAUUCUCCCAUGUCUUCAUCAAUUCCACUCCAAUUGUGCGAGCAAAUGGCUUUCAGAGAGUCAUUUCUGCCCUGUGUGCAAGAUCAGCAUACGCACCGGCAAGACCCAAGAGCAUCGCGCUGUUGUGUCUAGACAAAGCAGAAACGUGCAAGUGAUGAUGAACCACCAUGAAAGGGCCAGUCGAACGAGCGAAAGAUACACAGCUGAGGCUUCAAGGGAGCGCUACAGCACAAGGAUGGUGAACCCCAGGAGCUCAACGGGGAGGAACACUCUCAGCCUGGGCAAUCGCUCUCUGCACAGCACUCCAGUCAGGAGAUACUUGAGGAGUCCUAUCGAGGGGGCAGCGAGCGCCAACACCUCCUCCAACUCCAGCCCCGCCCAGACAUCUCGCGGGUUCAUGAAAGAGCGAUUCUUGCAGCUAAAGAAGUUCUUCGGGAGGUGAUGGAAAGUGUCGAUAUGUUCGAAUGUGAAUGUGAGAUGAAUCCAUCGGC
This is a messenger RNA of Guillardia theta CCMP2712, 1170 nucleotides long. RefSeq lists its product as hypothetical. The record is from RefSeq and is a predicted model, not a curated record. The transcript is spliced from 13 exons. The coding region runs from base 54 to 1121 and encodes 355 amino acids. NCBI's taxonomy places the organism in Eukaryota, Cryptophyceae, Pyrenomonadales, Geminigeraceae.